Messenger RNA from Tauraco erythrolophus (red-crested turaco), 763 nucleotides. Lineage: Eukaryota; Metazoa; Chordata; Aves; Musophagiformes; Musophagidae. The record is from RefSeq and is a predicted model, not a curated record.
AGAAGUGAGCCUGGGACAAGUGGGAAAUAUGACCUGGGCCAGCGUUUUACCUUCUUUGGCUUAAUGGAAAUGUAUUGUCGGGAAUUGACCGAGAGAUUUGAGGAUGUUUGGAUAGUUUCUGGACCUCUGACCUUGCCUCAAACAAAUGCAGAUGGAAAGAAGAGUGUUACUUAUCAGGUAAUUGGAAAGGAUGAUGUAGCUGUGCCAUCCCACCUAUACAAGGUGAUCCUUGCCAGACGGAGCAGAAGGUCCACAGAGCCCUUGGUACUGGGAGCUUUUGUGGUGCCAAACAAUCCCAUAGGCUUCAGUCACCAGCUGACGGAGUUCCAAGUGGACAUUGAAGAUCUGGAAAAAAUGUCAGGUUUAGUUUUCUUCCCCCAAGUGGACAAAACCAAAGAUGUUAAAAACAUCUGUGAGGUGGAUACCUGCAAACUGAUGGGCUUCAAGGAGUUUACGUUGUACAUCACUGCUCGAAAAGUGCAGAGUGCCCGUACAUUACACCGGUUGGAGAAAGCCAUGUCAGAGUUAAGCGAGGCAGGAAUUGAGCCUGAUGAAUAUCUUCUAGAGCUUCACAAGAAGAAGGAAGAAGAACUGCUCCGGGAAAAACAAGUAGCAGCUGGAGAGGGGAAAGCUGGCUGAGUGCUUGUUCGGGAAGAAGUUUGGGGUUUUGUACUUUGAAAGGGAACCUGAAGGCAAACACGAAGACAAGGGCUCUAUGAAUUAUCCUUUUUUGAAUUGUGAAAACAAUAAAGAAACAUUUGGA